Molecule: messenger RNA, 950 nt
Organism: Struthio camelus australis
Lineage: Eukaryota; Metazoa; Chordata; Aves; Struthioniformes; Struthionidae
Source: RefSeq, a predicted model, not a curated record
AACGGCUCUUUCCCAAGAGGAAAGUCCCCUCCGGCGCAUGACGCCAGCGGCGCCGCCUCUGUGGCAAUGGGCACGGGAAAGGCUGGUUUCUGCUGAAAGCGUUUCCCGUUUCCUUCCUUUAAGUGUCUGCCAGACCCGAUCAGCAAGAACAAUUUCCAAGUUAGCCUACCAUAAAGGGGUAGUAAUAGUGAAGUGCCCUGGUUGCAAGAAUCACCACGUCAUAGCAGAUAAUUUAGGAUGGUUUUCAGAUCUGGAAGGAAAAAGGAAUGUCGAGGAAAUCCUGGCAGCGAAAGGGGAGAAGGUGAGACGUGUGGUUGGUGAGGAAGCCCUGGAACUGCUUCUGGAAAGCACUGCAGAUACCAAGUCACAAAAUCAUCCUACGGAGGGAGAAGGAAGAGCUCACCAGACCUUGCUUUAGCCAAAGGCUUGGGAGAGUGAAGAAGAAAAGCCUUUCACCUGACCGGGAGGUGUGUCAAGAUGGGGAAAAAGUGCCAUGAAGGCCUGGUGCAGCAGAGCAGACUACAUGCGAGUGAUUAACCGUGCAGCAAACAAGGGUAGGUGUUUUCCUGAGGCGUAGAUGAACAGUGGCAAUUACAAAGGAUGGCAAAACAGCAUUCCUGGGAUAUGCUGCAAAUAUAAAGCCUUUUGCACAGUCCUAGAAGCAUCUCAUGGUGGCUAUUAGUGUAGUGAUUCUGUUCCGGAAUCCUAUUCCAUGAGGGUUUGUCUGGAAAAAUGGCAAAUACGUUGACUGUUGCUUUCUGUCACUUCAAGCAAUUCUUUCUCUUGUAUUGCUUGCAAAUUUUAAAGUUAAUCCAAUUGGUGUGGGACUCAGCCUGAUGGGUUGCCCCUGUUAGCUGCAGAGGUUACUGAUGGUCCUCUGUCCCACUGUCAGCAGUGAUGCAGUAAUGCCUGGUAAAGUUAGUUGCAGUUGUGGAGGGAGGGCCCUGUAG